Gaeumannomyces tritici R3-111a-1 is the source of this 3232-nucleotide messenger RNA. RefSeq names its product minor extracellular protease vpr. The transcript is spliced from 4 exons. NCBI's taxonomy places the organism in Eukaryota, Fungi, Ascomycota, Sordariomycetes, Magnaporthales, Magnaporthaceae. The coding region runs from base 162 to 2885 and encodes 907 amino acids. The record is from RefSeq and is a predicted model, not a curated record. Gene Ontology annotation, molecular function: serine-type endopeptidase activity; tripeptidyl-peptidase activity. Gene Ontology annotation, biological process: proteolysis. Gene Ontology annotation, cellular component: membrane; cytosol; cell wall.
UCCUCCGUCUGCUUCUCUUGAGCUCAGCAGCGACAGCAACGCUUGUCAGGCUCCGACAUUCGUUAUAGGUCUCCCCGGAGGCUCUCUGUUGCCUUGCUGCCGCUCCACGCCUUGUCAUCUAUUGUACAAGACAGGCAGCGCUGCCGACACGCCAACUGAACAUGGUUCGCGGAACUGUUGUGCUGUCGCUUUUUGCGGCUGCUUGCGCCGCAAGGUCCAGCAGCAACCCCGCCGAGGGUCUUGCUGUCGCCCCUGUCGUUCACGGCGCCUACAUUGUCGAGUACGAGGACGGCCACGAUGAUCUCGCCAAGUUCAAAGACACCAUUUCGCCCGACGCCGAGGUGAAGAUGGACCUCAGGUCCAAGGUCUUCACGGGCGCUUCCAUUGUCUUCCACGACAAGGACCACGUCGAAGAGACGGCCGAGAAGGUGGCCGCUCUGCCGGCUGUCAAGCGCAUGUGGCCUGUCAGGCGGUACAACAUCCCCGACUACAAGGUCGAGUGGGCCGGCAACCUACCCGACGCCCAGUCGCGCGAGCUGUUGCGCCGCCAGGGCUCUGCCGGCAACGACACCUUCUCGCCUCACGUCAUGACGCAGGUCAACCAGCUCAGGAACAAGGGCGUCACCGGCAAGGGCAUCAAGGUCGCCGUCAUCGACAGCGGAAUUGACUACAAGCACCCGGCCCUGGGCGGCUGCUUCGGACCGGGCUGCCUGGUCUCGUUCGGAUACGACCUGGUCGGUGACGACUACAAUUCGACCAAUCUCCCCGUGCCCGACGCCGACCCCAUGGACUGCGGCGGCCACGGAACACACGUCGCCGGCAUCAUCGCGGCCCAGACCAACAACCCAUUUGGCAUCGUCGGCGCGGCGGCGGACGUGACGCUUGGCAUGUUCCGCGUCUUUGGCUGCAAGGGCGGGGCCAACGAUGACGUCUUGAUCAAGGCCUACUCCAUGGCCUACGAGUCCGGAGCGGACCUGAUCACUGCCUCGAUUGGAGGGCCGUCGGGCUGGUCCGAGAACGCGUGGUCGGUCGUGGUGUCCAGGAUUGUCGAGCUGGGCGUGCCUUGCAUCGUAGCCGCCGGCAACGAGGGCGACGCCGGCCUGUUCUAUGCUAGCACCGCUGCUGACGGCAAGCGUGUCACGGCCGUCGCGUCCUUCGACAACACCCUCACGCCCACGCUCUUCACCAACGCAAAGUACACCAUCGAAGGCGCCGCCGACACCACCUUUGGCUUUGUCCCCAGCGCCCCCGCGGCCUGGGGUGGCGUGACCCUCCCUCUGUGGUCUGUCGGCUUCGACAUUACCGAUCCUGCCAACGCCUGCAACUCCCUCCCGGCCGACACGCCCGACCUGAGCAAGCACAUCGUGCUCAUACGCCGCGGCACCUGUGCCUUCACCCAAAAGGCGACCAACGCGGUGGCCAAGGGCGCCCGCUACAUCGUCUUCUACAACAACGUCCCCGCCGGCGCCCCCGCGACCGACCUCGGCAGCGUCUCGGGAAUUCUCGCCGCGGCUGCCGUCGAUGCGGCUACGGGCGCCACAUGGGUCGCGGCGCUGAAAGCGGGCAAAAAGGUCACGCUGGCCAUGGUGGACCCCAACUCGUCCCCCAAGAUCAUGAUCACCCAGCCAAACAACUUGACGGGCGGCUACGCCAGCGACUUUACCACCUGGGGCCCCACGUACGAGGCCGAGCUCAAACCGCAGGUAGCCGCGCCCGGAGGCAACAUCCUGUCGACCUACCCGUUGGCCAAGGGCGCCUACGCCUCCCUCUCGGGCACCUCAAUGGCCACCCCGCUCACGGCGGCCGUUUACGCGCUCAUCAUGAACAUCCGCGGCACCAAGGACCCCAAGACCAUCGAGAACCUGCUCGCCUCGACGGCCAAGCCCGCCAUGUUCAACAGCGGCAGCGGCCCCCUGCCCUACCUCGCCCCCGCCGUCCAGCAGGGCGCCGGUCUGAUCCAGGCCAGCGACGCCGCCUACGCCACCACGCUCCUCAGCGCCAGCGGCAUCACCUUCAACGACACGGACCACUUCCAGCCGGUCCAGAACUUCACCAUCAGCAACACUGGCAGCUCCGCCGUCACCUACACCCUCUCGAGCCGCGGCGCCGGCACCGCCUACACGUUUGAAGACCCCACCACCCUCUUCCCGGCCGUGUUCCCUAACGAGAUCGUCGAGAGCUACGCGAGCAUCGUCUUCAACGAGGCCAGCUUCACCGUCCCCGCCGGUGGCCGCAAGCUCGUCGGCCUGACGGCCACGCCCCCAUCGGGCCUCGACGCCGCGCGCCUGGCCGUCUACUCGGGCUACCUGCUCGUCAACGGCUCCGACGGCUCGGCCCUGUCGCUCCCCUACAUGGGCGUCUACGGCAGCAUCCACUCGCACGCCACCCUGGACCCCAACACCACGUACCUGGCCGCCUUCCGCCCGGCCACGGACCCGUCGGGCACCGGCGCGCCCCCGGCCCCGGCCGUGGCGGCCAACAAGACCUUCAUCCUCCCGCCGCGCGGCCAGUCCAACAAUACGCUCUACGCCCCGCGCGUCGACCAGCCGAACGUGUCGAUCAACCUGGCCUUUGGCUCGCCCCUCAUCGAGGCCCACGUGGUGCCGCUCGACGUGUGCGGCGGCAAGGCGGCCGCCAACGCCACCACCACGGCCCUGGGCGGCCUCGAGACGGUCGGCCAGAUGGACGGCUUCCCCUUGCGCUACCAGGCGCGCGGCCGCCAGUUCCAGACCUGGGACGGCCUCCUCAGCACGGGCCAGUACGCCGCCCCGGGCCUGUACAAGAUCGCCGUCCGCUCGCUCCGCGUCUUUGGCGACCCGGCCAAGCUGGAGCACUACGACGUUGCCGAGACGGUGCCCUUUAGGAUUCGAUACCUCAAGGCCUAGUUUUGGGCAUGUCCUUGUUAGUCACGGUGUGUAAGACCAUGAUAUAAUGAAGUACUACAUCAAGAUAUAGAAUAAUACAUUCGUUUGUUGGUAGGAUGUCGGUACUCGUGUACCUAGACCCCGAGGGAUAUUUGGCGAGAAUAACUGUGUCUUGUGCAUCGUUUAUUAUGCACACCACACCGGCAUUUCUCCCCACUGUUUCUCCGGCCGGACAUCGAGCAUCAAGCGUCUACUGACCGUUAUAAUACCCUCGCAUUGCCUCGUUUUUGUCACGUCCGUUUUUAAAUACCCAGCAGUCACGCAAACUGUGGAUCCAACUCAUUGCCGAUUUUCCUGUUGUGAGGUGU